AUGAAUCGUCUUCAUCCCACUUUGAAUUCUUGCAGCGUCGAGGAAUGGUUGGAUUCUAAUCCAGAAACGGCUAACGAUUACUUUCUUCGUAAAGCAGAGCUGACACUUAUUAAUAAGUGGCUAACGAAUCAUGGAUUCCAAGCCUUGCAAGAUUACAUUUCCGGGCGAAAGGGAUCGCUGGGACAAGAAAGCAUUACUCCGACCUCUCCAAAUGACAACAAAUACAGCGACCAGAAUUUCUUCCCCGACUCCAAACAUCACCGAUCGAAUUCGAAGAAACACCUUCGCCAGGACUUUGCCAAGUCGAAGCUCCGAAACAUGUUUCGAACCUAUUGUCCAUCGACUUGCAAUACUGAAGCCAGACGAAGCAGCCUCAAAGAAUUGCGACAGUUCCGUUCCUUACCACCGACCUCCUUGAACAUGUUAGGCAUGUUGAUUCAAUCCAAGAUACGUUUGCCUCGUUAUCCCAGCAAGGAUAUUGACAUGAAAAGGGAAUUGUUUCAUAUGAACGAGAGGGAAUUCUUCUUGGAGAUCGUCAAGGAGAUUUCCAACGAUUUGAAUCCGGUCAGUUUAAGUGCAAAAAUUAUCGCAAACAUCAGUAUCCUCGUGGACGGCGACAAAGGGUCGCUUUUUCUAGUAGAUAGGUCUAUUAAGGAGAAACCUGUUUUGGUGUCGAAGAUAUUCGACGUUCACUCUGGAACAAAUCUUUUGCCGUCGACGACGGAUGAUGCUAUUACUGUGCACUGGGGUAAAGGAAUCAUUGGAUACGUAGCAGAGACGGGAGACACAGUUAACAUUGGCGACGCCAGUGAGUCAUAUCUAUCUAUCUAUCUAUCUAUCUAUCUAUCUAUCUAUCUAUCUAUCUAUCUAUCUGUUCAUAUCUAUGUAUCUUCAAAAAGUUAA
Molecule: messenger RNA, 903 nt
Organism: Acanthosepion pharaonis
Lineage: Eukaryota; Metazoa; Mollusca; Cephalopoda; Sepiida; Sepiidae
Source: the annotation of a GenBank genome assembly